This is a messenger RNA of Necator americanus (New World hookworm), 1470 nucleotides long. RefSeq lists its product as uncharacterized. The record is from RefSeq and is a predicted model, not a curated record. Gene Ontology annotation, cellular component: cytosol. Gene Ontology annotation, molecular function: mRNA 3'-UTR binding; metal ion binding. Bases 1 to 1470 code for a protein of 489 amino acids. The transcript is spliced from 9 exons. Lineage: Eukaryota; Metazoa; Nematoda; Chromadorea; Rhabditida; Ancylostomatidae.
AUGGCUUUUCCGUUUGAGAAGGCGAUAGUUUCCAGUCUAGAGUUCAUCACUAGAACGUCGAACGACGGCGAUACGAGCCGCGGUGGUUUGCCUCGAUUGUACUCACUUCUACUAACAAUGUUCUACUACCAAGAUGGAACAGUACCGCAGCUGAGCCGGAACCGCAGCUUGUCUUCGGUCCGACCGGUGUCCUCACUGUCAUCUGCUUCUAUGGAUAGCGGUGUCUUUGCAAUACAUCCGCCUCCAUCCUCCGUCCCACCACCACCGCCAUCGUUGUCGUCGUCUACUUCACGUCCGCCAAGCCCAGGGUUACAGAUAAGUCAUCUUCUUCAUCAGACGGCUAAUCUUCUCGCAGUGAAUGCACAACUCAGGAAGGAAAUUGAACAAGUUCGUUCUGGUGUGAACAACACGAAUUUGACGUCUUUUGCUGCUUCGACGACGAGCAACUCAGCAACGUCUUCACACGCACCUCCGCUAGCGUCAGUUCAACCGCAUCAGCCACAAUUCCCUCCAUUUGUAUCGAUUAGCGGUAACUCGUUACCAGGGGAUUACGAGAUGCCGUACAGUCACGAUAACAGUCAUCACUAUAAUAAUAAUCAACAAAUGCGGCACGGUGGUCGCUCAGCGACCGGUAAAAAAGCUGCAAAUCCGGAUUCGUACAAAACAGUGAUGUGUCAAGCGUGGCUCGAGUCGAAAAUGUGCGCAUUCGGUGAGAAUUGCCGAUUUGCGCAUGGAGAAGCUGAACUUCGACCUGUGAGAUCCGUGCCAUGUCAAAUAAACAAGUACAAGACGAAACUCUGCGAUAAAUACACCACGACAGGCUUAUGUCCUUAUGGCGAUCGUUGUCUAUUCAUACAUCCAGACCAUGGAACAAAUGCCUACAUAAGACCUGACAAAUUGGUUGAGGUUUCCCGCCGUCAUGCACUAGCCGAUAUGCAAUUCUUAGCUUCUAUGGAUGCAGCACGUGCGGUUACACCACCCAAUGUUACUCAACUUCCCGGACAACCCCAUCCAGCUCUAGCGCACAUGAUUCCGCCACCAGUAUUUCCUAUUCGUAAUACAACGACUACUCCAUGCAGUCGAAACACGACAAACAUUAACAACGGAGCCGCAAAUGUAGCUGCUGCACAGGCGGCUCGAACACAGCUUCGUCCACACCCAAGUUGGCCCCUAGAACCGUCGACGUUCUUCAGAGAGAAGACAGACGAGUUUCGCACACCCAGUCCUAUUGAGACGAUGACGGGUGGAGCAAAAGGUUCUUGGGACGAACUGUCUACCCCAGCUCGAAGCUCGCCAGGAUACGUGUCAGGUGGUUCAACACCGUCAGGAUCUUCGCCGUUCUCGACAGUGUCUUCUUCUUCGCUACAUCUAAAUAUCACCGACGAUGACCGUGACUUUGAUCUAUUCAACCUCACUGUUGGAUUCGAUCACAUUGCGCAAGAUUUAGCGAAGACGCUUGAGCUAUGGUGA